Messenger RNA from Anguilla rostrata (American eel), 7594 nucleotides. RefSeq names its product fibronectin type III domain-containing protein 3B-like. The record is from RefSeq and is a predicted model, not a curated record. Bases 157 to 3819 code for a protein of 1220 amino acids. Gene Ontology annotation, molecular function: protein binding. Lineage: Eukaryota; Metazoa; Chordata; Actinopteri; Anguilliformes; Anguillidae. The transcript has 26 exons.
UGAAACAUAAUUGACAUGGCGGAAUCUCCCACCAAACGGACUAGAGGUGGACGGACGGGCUGGGGAUUACUGAAGUCUCUGACGUUAAAGGGGAUAAAAGUAAAAAUCUCCGGAUUUUGAGCAUACAUUUAAAGCAACAAGGAAAAGGCUCCAUGAAUGUACGUCACAAUGAUGAUGACAGACCAGAGUCUGGACCUGCAGCCAGCCUUGCUGAGCGACGAACUUCCCAUGAUGCACCACAUGAUGAACCGUGACACAUCGCAGCAAGUCAUACUGGUUCAGGUGAACCCUGGAGAAACUUUCACAAUAAGAGCUGAAGAUGGGUCCCUGCAAUGCAUCCAAGGUCCUGCUGAAGUCCCGAUGAUGUCACUCAAUGGCUCCAUCCCUCCUAUCCAUGUACCGCCAGGGUAUAUCUCCCAGGUUCUGGAGGACAACACUGGGGUUCUUCGGGUGGUGGUCACGCCACAUUCGGAGUGCUACCCCCCAAGCUAUACACCGGCCAUGUCGCCCACCCACCAUCUGCCCCCAUACCUGGCACACCCCCACUUCAUCCCUGGCACUACGGCUUUCUACCCGCCUACCAGCACGGGAGAACUGGGCCCGCAUCAGUACUACCAUCACCGCCUCCCCCACAUGUAUGGAGAGGAGAUCAUUCCUCUUUAUGGGAUGUCCAGCUGCGUGGGGCGGGAGGAGCCGUAUUGCAAGCCGCAGCCCAAAAAGUUGAAAGAGAGGCAGCUGGAGCGGCAGAACCGGCUCAACAGCCCGCCCUCGUCCAUCUACAAGAGCACCGUCACCUGCUCCGCCCUCACCACCUAUAACGGCUAUGGCAAGGGCCACGCUGGCAUGGGCUUUGGCCUGGGUGUGGCCGGGGGAGGGGGAGGAGGCAGGGCCGGGAGCCCGGGCGUCAGGAAGAUGGACCGUCGGGCCCGGAGCAGCCCCAGAAACAAUGAUCUGGACCUGCAAGAUCAUGAAUCUGAAACAAAGAGCCUUCAGGACAAGCUUUCAGGAAUGGACAGACCACAGGUUUCCAGCGUCCAGGCUCGGGCGGCUAGGCUGAGCUGGGCCCCCCCUUCGGGCCUGCAGAAGGGGGAUGGGAAAGCCAACGGGCUCCCGAGCUCUUGCGGCUACGAGGUCACGCUGUCCGACAAGGGGCGAGAUGGGAAAUACAAAGUCGUGUACAGUGGAGAUGAGCUGGAGUGUAAUCUGACUGAUCUGAGACCAGCCACAGAAUACCAUGUGAGGGUGAGCGCUAUGUACAAUGACGUGAGAGGGUCCUGUUCAGAGGCGGGGGCCUUCACGACCCACAGCAGCAUUCCUGACUGCCCCUCUCCACCCCGGCUGUCCCAUCGGACCAAGAGCACUCUCACUCUGCAGUGGAAGUUUCAGCCCCCCGUAGACAACGGAUCAAAAAUCACCAGUUACCUUCUAGAGUGGGACGAGGGAAAAAAGAAUGGCAGUUUCAAAGAAUUUUAUUUUGGGACCCAAAGGCACUGUAAGCUGACACGUCUGUGCCCAGCCAUGGGGUACUCAUUUCGACUGGCAGCAAGGAACAGCAUGGGCACCAGUGACUUCAGUUCAGAAGUGCUCUUCUACACAAUUGGAAGUCUCCCCCAGUUACAUGUGGCGCCGCGGCUGGUCCGAGCCGGUGUCACCUGGAUCACACUGGAAUGGAGCCGUGCUGACGGCUGCAAGGCUGACGAAGUCAUCACCUACACCUUGGAGAUCCAGGAGGAGCACAGUGGAGAGGAGUUCCAUCCCAGGUACUGUGGAGAGAAGCUGAUGUGCACAGUGGAUGGUUUGAAGAGGAGCACGCAGUACAAGUUCAGGCUGGUGGCCUCCAGUACAGAGGGGAGGAGCAGCCCCAGCGCAGUCCUGGUGUGCAAUACAAGUCCAGACAAGCCGGGAACACCCACAGAGCUUCGCCUGAAGGGGGCAGUCACAUCCAACAGCUUCUGCGUCACAUGGGACCCUCCAGAAGACAACGGGGGCUCAGAGAACCUGAUGUAUCUCUUGGAAAUUUUGGAAGGAGACUCUGAUGGGAGUCCAUGGGAAGUCGCGUACAGCGGUGCUGCCACAGAACAUGUGUGCGACCAGUUAAAACCUGGCAUUUUGUACAGACUACGGAUCUGCUGCAUCAGCACAGGUGGUCACAGUCAGUGUUCGGAGAUUGGGCCGGUCCACACGCUCAAAGUGGCCCCAGGCCCCUGUCAGCCACCAAGGAUUGUGGGUAAAGCUAAACACAAAGAGGUGCACUUAGAGUGGGAUUGCCCAUCCUGCGAAGGGACAAAUGAAGUGACACAGUACAGCCUGGAGAUGGGUGGUGUGGACAUGGAGCUUGCCCAGGUGUACCAUGGAUCCGACCUCGAGUGCACCGUGGCCAGCCUGCUCCCCGGCACCACCUACAGUUUCCGCCUGCGAGCCGCCAAUGACGCCGGGUUUGGACCGUACUCUGAAGCCACAGAGGUGACAACUGCAGCUGGUCCUCCUGGCCAGUGUGGGGCACCAGUACUGAGCUUAACGUCUGAUUGCUGCAUCCUGGUGAGCUGGGAGGGCCCAGAGACAUCCGGGACCGACAUAUCGGAGUACCGGCUGGAGUGGGGCCAUGACGAGGACUCACUGGAGCCCAUCUACUGUGGUACUGAAACCCAGUAUGAGAUAUCGGGUCUGGCACCAGCAAUAUACUACUGCUGUAGACUACAGGCAGCCAAUCAGGCGGGAGCAGGACCCUACAGCGAGGUGGUGGGAUGCCAGACCCCUCCCACCGUGCCUGGCCCUGUCCCAGCCUUCUUUCUCAUGGAGUCUGACCCCACAGAGGGCCGAAACUUAUCCCCCUCAACCUGCCUUGCUCUGAAGUGGGAGGAGGCCUGCGACAAUGGGUCAGAGGUCACAAACUACAACAUCAUGAUCUGCAAUGAGCAGAUCGGAAACGAGCUGAUCACCAUCGGCCGCCUCAAUUGUCAUGUGAUGGAGGGCCUGGAGCCAGACAGCGAGUACAGCCUUCGGAUCCAGGCCACCAAUGAGUUUGGCACCGGACCGUUCUCCCAGCCCCUGCUGGUCCGGACCUGGCCACUGCCCCCUGCACCCCCCCACCUGGACUGCGCUGCCUCAGGACCCCAGAGCUUGAAACUCAAGUGGGCCAACAGCAACAGUGCCAAGCUGACACAUAGCAAUGAUGUGGCCUACGUCCUACAGAUGGAGGACAGGAACCAGAGGUUUGUCACAAUCUACCGGGGGCGAAGCCACACCUACAAGGUGCAGAGGCUUACAGAGUCCAGCAGCUACAGCUUCAGGGUACAAGCAGUGAGCGAGGCUGGAGAGGGGCCCUUCUCCGACCCCUACACCUUCAGCACCACCAAGUCUGUGCCCCCUGCGCUGAAAGCCCCCAGAGUGGUCCAGCUGGAGGGAAACAUGUGUGAGGUCACAUGGGAGACUGUACCACCAAUGAGAGGAGACCCGGUCAGCUACGUCCUCCAGGUCCUGGUCGGGCGGGAGUCGGAAUAUAAGCAGGUGUUCAAAGGAGAGGAGGCGGUGUUCCAGGUCACAGGCCUGCAGUCCAACGCGGAGUACCGCUUCCGCGUGUGCGUGUGCCGGCGCUACGGGGGAGGCCCUCAGGAGCUGUGCGGACCCUUCAGCCCCGCCUCGCUCUUCUGUCCGCGCCAGACUGAGCUGGCACUGCCCGGGGAGCCUGGGAGCUCUGAGCUGGGCAAGGCCCACCGUGUCAUCUCCACUGACGAACAGUUUGCGGCCGUCAUCGUCCUAGGCUUCGCCGCCCUCUCUAUCCUCAUGGCCUUCAUCUUACAGUACUUCAUCAUGAAGUGAAGGGAGAAUCACCGCACUCUUGUGAAAGGACUGAGAAAAGAAUGGGGAGUAGGGAACAUGAGGUAUAGUUUUUUUACUUUAAAUCAACACAUUUUAUUCCCGUAUGCAUAUGUAUUUCUCUCACCCUGUCUCUCUCUCUUUCUAAAUGUUACCUGUUUCUUUCUCUCUACCCUAUCUGCAUCCUCUCAUUCAGACGUCUGACAAUUUUAUUUGUUGGUUGGUAUAGACUUAACCUUAACAGAAGCCUUUACAUUUGCUAUGCAUUGACUGGGAAAGAAAAUUCUUAAUAAAAAGCCUUAAAGAACCAUGAGCAAAACUAGGCAUUAAGGAUAUCUGAAUUUAUGUGUCAAACAGAAUUUUCUCUCAUGCAUUGAUGGCUUUUAUCUUUACUGUUCUGUCUGGACUAGUUUCUACGUUCUCUCCCCACAUCUGUCGUUAAUGUGGGCUGUCUUUGCUGUGCAGUCACAGUUAUUUACAUGCAAUGCUGCUAUCCUGUGUUUUUAAAAGAGUGAAACCCUGUACUUUAACAAGUUUCUGUGAAGAGACAUGCACAUCAACAUUAUGUACAUGCAGGCUGAGGAAUACCCACAUAUACAUAAGAGGAAUAAUAUGGCAUUUAAUGUAAAUGUCCUUAAUGGCAUGUUACUUCUUAAGACCAAUAUUAAGUGUAUUACAGUAAUUUGGUACUGUAUAAAGGGGCCUCGGUUUGAAGAAUCACAGAGUGGUGCGUUCAACGUUUGCUUAUUAGCUACUUUGUUCAAGUGUGGAGCAGGUGUUUGCUUGUGGCCUUAAACUUUGACACAGAGAGAAAAGCUUCAAUAUGGUGUGCUGACACGUAUUACCUUCUGCUCACUGUCUGGAGUGUGCCCUGCAUCUUCAUCACCUCACCUGUAUGAAAAAUAUAACAGCCUAAUAAUCUGUCUCUCUCUCUCUCUCUCUCUCUCUCUCUCUCUCUGUUUUCUUAGGAGACUAACUAUAACACUAGCGCACAUUCCAAAGUAAUCUCUUUAAAACCUUUUGCCAGCUGUGUUCUUCAAGAAUAGCUGAACAUAUUUCACAUUUAAUUAUUCCAAAGAGCAUUUCCACCGUUUCCACUUUUUAGAAGGGCUUUUACGUCAACAUUGAGGAAGAGAAGUUUUGAGUAGCAGAACACUCUUCUUUUCUGCUAACCACCCAAACCAUCAGUUGCCUUUGCAUUACCUCAGGGACACAGAUUUAGAAGGGAAAAUUUGAGGAUUACAUUUAUUAGAGCUCCAAACCAUACCUUUACUGUACAUCACUGCCAUCUUGAUCAUGGCAUCCUGAUUUUUUGCCCCUCCUCCCCCCUUUUAAUAUCACAGCUUCUGUAUCUCCCUUCCCCAUGGUUUACCUGCAUUGCAGUGUCCACAUGCAAAGAUUUUCACUAGUUCAAAAAAUACCUUAACCAAAGUUAAUGCAAAAAUAAGACAUGGUUCAGUUUUUUAAGGUUAUUUAUAUUGGAUAAAGUACUUUAAAUGGCAAUUACAGUGCAAUCUUCAUUUAUUUAUUUUUAAAAGAUUAAGCUGAGUAGCAAUAUACUCUUCCCCCUUGUAAUAUGUUUUUUCCUGUUUUUAUGUUGAUUUAAUUUAGAUUCAUAAUUAUAGUUCAGCAUUCCAAUAAUCAGUAACCUUUUCUGUAUUUUUGACGUAAUGGUUGUUGUUGCUGAUGAUUGUUUUAGCUUUUCCAUUAAUUGACAACAUGUAGCACAUUCAAUGUCAAUAUCAUUAAAGACAAUGUUUACAUGUAACCAAAAGCGUAUUCAUCUCCUUUCAAAUCUGUUUUAUCUUCAUAGAUAUGUAGCAAAUGUUUACCAAGGUUAUCGUUUUCUGUAACAGGAUUCAAUUGUAGUAGCUCAAUUUGGAAUAUGCUAUGAAAGUGCGGCGUCAUCUACGUAAAUAUGUACGUGGUAAUUACAUAACAACUGAUUAAUGACACUCAGUCCAAAUAAAAUGGUGCCUCCCAUUAGUUCACACGGCAUCUCACCUUUCCGACGACGCCAAAACUAACAAAGCAUGGUAAACUGCAGUACAGCAUAUCCCGUGCUAAUGUUUUCUGUUUGGUUUCUUGUUAAUGUAAGUGAAUUACAAUUUAUCACGGACUGACGUUAACAAUGAUAGCCCUCUUGGCUAAGAAACAGUCUUCUUAAUCUUUCCUGGACCACUUUCCUGGUCAUUGCAGUGUGGGCAAAGGAUCAAGGGUAAGCAUGUUGACAUCAAAUUCCAGUGAUGUAGGCACUUUCAUGGCAUUUUGCAAAAUGGCAUUCUAAAGCCUAUAUCAUACCAUUUGCCAAAUCUAAGGCAUUUCCACUUCAUUUUCAUUUAUAUUUAAAGGCUUAUGUGACAAAUGUUUUAAAUGACAGUUUACCAUUAUAUUAGACUGUUCUCUGAUAUAAUUGCCAUUUUUUUAAAUGGAAUGUGCCAUUUAAUUGUUUGACCCCUUUGAAGGGGUUUUUCUUUCACACUGAGAAGAAAACAAUCCUUGCAAUCAAAUAAUUUUUUCACAGGGGUUUUUGUUUGUUGGGUUGUUUAAUUUCCUUUUAUUUUUUCAUAGUUCCAGAGAACAUAUCCAGUAUUUUGGUAAUGUUUUUUUUUCAUUACAUAUAAUAUGUUGGUUAUACAAUAUCUAACAGAAGUGAAGCACUUUUAAAGAAAAACUGUAGUCUUUAUCAAAUGUAUCAUUUAAGGAUAUUGCUUUAAUUAAGCAGUGCAUUGGUCACACAUCUUUCAGUGCUGUUGCAUAAGUAGCAAGGAACUGUAGAGUUCUGUGCCAAGGUGCACACAAAAAGGAAGAAAUGAAACUAGUAACUUCAAAUUCUAGUUGUACUGUACUGUGCCUCUUUGGCAGAUGUUUUUUCCUUUUUUUGGGGGGUGGGUGGGUGGGGGCCAGGUUCCUGUUGUGUAAGGCCGUGGGACGAAGCAAAAUAAGUUCCUCUACCGAACAGUAUCUGGGCAUCAUCACUAACAUCACUAAUUAAAAUAUUGAAUUUUAAAUACAAGCGAGUAGCAUGGCCAGUGAACAUCACAUUGAGUAUUAAAAUACACAAAAAGGGAUUACUGUAUUUGAGGUACUCUUAUGCUAACUAAAUAAUGUUGCUACAAAAAGCAACUAAUGUAGUUAUGUCCAGCUAUGUAACAAUAUCAAAUUGCUCCCAUUAAUUUCCAGUAGGAAUAGCCUGUCUAUUUCGCUAGGUGCUUGCUAUUUCAGAAUAUUGUAAGUUUCAUAUUUUUCAUAUUUUCAGCUUUUUUAUUUGCUCAACAGAAAAUACUCCUUGCAUGCCAUUGUAAUUCAUCACAUUAUUAUUAAAUGUUCUACCUUCUGGUCAAGGAACUUAUUUUGCACUACACUGUUUUAGUGGAGUAGAGACUUUGCAAAUUCAAAAUCCAUUUUUUAAUAAUGAUAUUCAAGGUGCGUGGGGAAAAAAUCUGAAAGAAAUGUUGGAAUAGGUUUUUCCCAGCAACCUGACAUGCUUUUACAGGACAUGAUUUGAAAAAUGUAUCAGUACUUCUCCCUCUCAGAUUAAAAAGGAAAAUAUUUUUACCUCAAAAAACAUUCCAAGUUUUCAUGAUUCACAAUUUUUGAAAAUUAUCUUGUAUUAAAAUUCAAUUCUUGUAUUGUACAUUUUUAGACUUGCAUUAUAUGAAAAUUACUGCAAUACCAAUUGUAUAGUUUUUUGCAAAUGCUGUCCGAUGUAUGUAAAACUUUACCUGUAGCGUAUAUGUAAUAUAUUUAUGCCCAAUAAAUGUUUCAAUUUUUCUGA